AUGGGGUUCUUGCGUUGGCCUCGGUGCAAGCGACGCGCUUCACCUGCAAGGCCCAUCGACGUUCACCCCAUGACUUCCAAUCCCUUUGAGGCCUCAAAGACCACGAUUGACGACCAAGAUGAUAAUCUCCAUCUACCCAUUCCAGGAGCUUUCCCCUCUACUCCUCCUGCAUCGCCUACCCUAGAACCAUACAUUGCGCCUACUGAGGAUGAGCAUGUUCCAGCGAAGGGGUGGGAUUUUAUGGACGUCGAUGCUCGCACAAUACCGGCACUUAUUCCAGAUCUUGGUCAACAUCUGCACCCUCGACUACCACCAUACAUCCCGCCCGCUCCGAGCCCUAAGCGCAUUCCAUCGCCAAUCCCACCCAAACCCGCAAAGGCUGCCAAAGAUGAUCUUAUGCAAAUUGAUGACCCGUGGGCCCAGCAAGCUCAAGAAAAUGCGAGACUCCCCCAUGGCCCUGUUUCCGCUGUUCAGUUAUUCUACGCCGCCCGGAGGCCGAUACCCGCCAAUCGCAUGGCAUCCUGGUACCAGGCGGAAUUCGAGAAGCGCGAACAAGAAAGAAUUGCACGGGAACAGGAACUACAACGUCCAGCCAGGGUCAGACCGAUAGGUGAACCCGUACGCCGGCUUUCGCCCGAGUGGCUUGCGAAGGUUCAGGGCGCCGCGCAGAGUGGACAGGGAGAUGCCGUCGCCAGAUCAUUGGCCGGAGACGAUCUGUGCCAGAAGGAUAUCAUCACAUGCAUUCGACCUUUCGCCUGGCUAAAUGACGAAAUUAUCAAUGCGUAUCUUGGGUUACUCGUUCAAUAUCUACGCCUUUUGAAUGGAAACCUCGGACCCAACGAUCGGCCGCGCUUCCACGCCUUCAACACCUUUUUCUACUCCACCCUGCGUGAUAAAGGUUACCAGAGUGUGCAACGAUGGGCAAAAAGGGCCAAGAUCGGUGGGGAAGGACUGCUUGAUGUAGACACAGUCUUCAUCCCCGUACAUGAGUCAAGUCAUUGGACUCUCAUGGUUGUUCGGCCGGUGGAACGUACAAUCGAGUAUCUCGACUCUCUGGGUUCCCGCGGUCUUCGCCAAGUCAAAAAUAUCAAGCAAUGGCUCCGCGGAGAGCUUGGACCAAAAUACAAGGACGAAGAAUGGACCGUGCUCCCAUCGGUCUCCUCGCAGCAAGACAACGGAAGCGACUGCGGUGUCUUCCUCCUAACAAACGCCAAAGCAAUUGCCGUUGGUGUUGAUCCAGCUGCCUUUGGGCCAAGUCACAUCCCGCUCCUCCGUCGAAAGAUCGUCGCCGAGCUCAUGAAUGGAGGUCUCCACGGCGAGUUCAGUCCACAGGACAAGACCACAGGCGCAGUGUUGCUCUAA
Penicillium paradoxum is the source of this 1362-nucleotide messenger RNA. Its product is annotated as SUMO protease ULP1. The record is from RefSeq and is a predicted model, not a curated record. Gene Ontology annotation, biological process: protein desumoylation. The transcript has 2 exons. Gene Ontology annotation, cellular component: nucleus. NCBI's taxonomy places the organism in Eukaryota, Fungi, Ascomycota, Eurotiomycetes, Eurotiales, Aspergillaceae. Bases 1 to 1362 code for a protein of 453 amino acids. Gene Ontology annotation, molecular function: deSUMOylase activity.